Molecule: messenger RNA, 1403 nt
Organism: Hippocampus zosterae (dwarf seahorse)
Lineage: Eukaryota; Metazoa; Chordata; Actinopteri; Syngnathiformes; Syngnathidae
Gene: eci1
Product: enoyl-CoA delta isomerase 1
Exons: 6
Coding region: 203-1261 (352 amino acids)
Biological process (GO): fatty acid beta-oxidation
Cellular component (GO): mitochondrion
Molecular function (GO): enoyl-CoA hydratase activity
Source: RefSeq, a predicted model, not a curated record
UCCUCGAGUCGUCAAGCAGCAGCGGCGAGCAAAAAAAAAAUGGCGUUGAGAGCAGCUUUGAGGACUAAGUGUGCUUUAUCAGGUUUGUUGCGCAUAUAUGGCGACACUCGGCAGACAGCACAUUGUAUUUUAGUUCUCAACCGAAGACCGCCUUAACGCGGAAGUGCCCUUCGUCCGGUUGUGCCGUUAGCCGUCGCGCAGAAUGCGGAGCAAGGGUCACAGAGGGGCUCGUCCUAGAUGCACUCGAACGAUAGCCUCAUUGUUAUUAUCGGUCAACUCUUUUCAUAAUGUACGUUUAGAUUUGAACUCACUUUUCGCGGGCCUCGUCUCCUGUCAUGUGUCACUUCCGCAUUUUAAACAGAGUGGAUUUCGAAAUGUCUCCGUAGGUGGUUUCUUUCUUUCCCAGGCGUCCUCCAGCAGCAGACAUGGCAGAGUGUGUGCAUCGACCGUGCUUGCCGCCCAGCAAAGAAGCAACUCCACAUCGUCAAAGAUUUCUGUGGAUUUUGACCAGAGUACAGGCGUGGCUGUGAUGCAUAUGAAGAGUCCACCGGUCAAUAGCCUCAGUUUGGAUUUCCUCACCGAGUUUUGCAUCAGCUUGGAAAAGCUUGAGAUGGACAAGAGCUGCCGAGGCCUCAUCAUCACCUCUAGUCUGCCCAAGGUGUUCUCGGCAGGGCUGGACAUCUUGGAGAUGUACGGCAAGAGUCCAGAAAGCUGCGGGGAGUUCUGGAAAGCCGUUCAGGAGAUGUGGCUGAAACUCUACAGCUCCAACAUGGUCACCGUAGCCGCAAUCAAUGGCUCCAGUCCUGCAGGUGGCUGUCUCAUGUCUUUGACGUGCGACUACAGAAUAAUGGUGGACAACCCACGGUACAGCAUCGGCCUUAAUGAGACUCAGCUCGGCAUCGUUGCCCCUUUUUGGUUUAAGGACACCAUGGCUAAUACAGUGGGCCACCGCGUCACCGAGAUGGCUCUGGCUCUGGGGAUGCUCUACAGCCCGGCGGAGGCUCUGAACAUCGGCUUGGUGGACCAGAUAGUACCAGAAGACAAGCUCAUGAGCACAGCCGAGCAGACGAUGGCCAAGUGGUUGGCCAUUCCAGCCCACGCCAGACAGCUCACCAAAUCCAUGAUGAGGAAGCCCACCGUCGACAGGUUGACGUCCAAAAGAGAGGCCGAUGUCCAAAACUUUGUGAGUUUCAUCACCAAGGAUGCCAUCCAGAAUUCACUCCGCGUGUAUCUGGAGAUGCUCAAAAGGAAGAAGGCUUAACGGGAGGAUGUCGGACGCGAAGGCCUGUGAUCCGAAGUCAUCGCACAACGACUUGACCGAGCGAACAAUAGCUACGCUCAUACGAACGCGUCAUUGUCCGGCACCGCCGCUUUACGAUAUGAAGAAACUGUACUUAUUUUCU